Trachymyrmex septentrionalis is the source of this 6330-nucleotide messenger RNA. It is a transcript of the gene Rab3-GEF, whose product is annotated as MAP kinase-activating death domain protein. The transcript has 32 exons. Bases 220 to 6165 code for a protein of 1981 amino acids. Gene Ontology annotation, molecular function: guanyl-nucleotide exchange factor activity. Gene Ontology annotation, cellular component: cytosol. The record is from RefSeq and is a predicted model, not a curated record. Lineage: Eukaryota; Metazoa; Arthropoda; Insecta; Hymenoptera; Formicidae. Gene Ontology annotation, biological process: regulation of Rab protein signal transduction; regulation of apoptotic process.
CACCGUCGGCCUGACAAUCGUUCGUAUGGCGGUCGGACGAGGACCGAACGCGGUCGUUCUCCGCGUUAAUACGCAUUGCAAAACGUGGGAUAAAUAAGCGAGAGAAUGGUACAAUCAUGAUUCAAGCUGGAAACGACUCUGAAGAGAGUUCAGCAGCUCGGAUGUCCUGUAUACACUGUAUACAACGGUGACACAGCUGUACACACAUAGGUCACAGCCAUGGAUAUACAGAAGAAAUUCCUGUGCCCCCGAUUGGUAGAUUAUCUCGCCAUCGUGGGGGCCAGGAUGCCUGCUGCCUCUCGUCAGCCCGUACAGGUCCCGGAGUUGCUACGCAGAUAUCCGGUGGAGGAUCACAAGGAUUUUCCUCUGCCUCUGGAUAUGGUGUACUUCUGCCAACCGGAAGGUUGCAGUAGCGUGGGACCAAAGCGCACGGCCUUACGAGAGGCAACGUCCUUUACCUUCACCCUCACCGACAAAGAUUCAGGAAGAACGCGUUACGGGAUCUGUGUGAAUUUCUACCGACCUACUGAAAGAGCGGGGGUCGCUGGGGCUGGCGGAGGAAUUUCGCUUAAGAGAGAAAAGUACAAUACCACGUUUCGUAGAGAAAGCUGGAGGAAGAGCAUGGAGAGAAGCACGGAUUCCGCUUUUUCUAGCGACUAUAGGAGCAGUGCAGUGGGUCCUAGUGACUCUGAGAAGGAUUGCUCUAGUAGCAGGAGAGAUUCAGAUACCCCGCAGGUACCCCACGCCCCGAGAUUAGAAUUCAUCGCACCGAGUGGAGACAGCGAGAGCGGCGGCAGUCAUUCCCCUUCGCCACGUGCAUCUCGAAGACGUCAGAGGAUUCGCAAUCAUUCCUUGACUUCACUAUGCAUAAUUUCUCAUCAUCCGUUCUUCUCGAUGUUCCGAGAAUGUCUUUUCGUUCUAAAGAAGAUUAUCGACGCGUGCAACGAGAGUUUUUCGCCACAGAAAGUGGGAGCUUCUCGACAGACCAACAGAGAUACAGUAUGGAGUGUUCUGACGGGUCAGGCUCUGGGCGACACGCCGUCUAUCGUACUUCACGACGUUCGCGAAAUUGAGACAUGGAUACUGCGUUUACUCAGCAGCCCCGUGCCCGUUCCAGCAAAGACACGUGUCGAGGUUGAGAUAAUAUCAUCAAGCCUGCAACCCCCGCUGUGUUUCGCCUUGCCAGACCAUACCAGGUUCUCCCUGAUCGAUUUUCCUCUGCACCUACCGUUGGAACUUCUCGGCGUCGACAUAUGUUUGAAGGUCCUCACGCUGAUUCUCUUGGAAAACAAGAUUGUACUUCAGUCACGGGAUUAUAACGCUUUGUCCAUGUCGGUCAUGGCGUUUGUUACGAUGAUCUACCCGUUGGAGUACAUGUUCCCCGCAAUACCCUUACUUCCCACGUGCAUGAGCUGCGCGGAACAAUUGCUGCUCGCUCCGACUCCCUUUGUGAUCGGAAUACCUGCGUCCUUCCUAUUGUACAAAAAGAACUUCAAGAUGCCCGAUGAUAUCUGGCUGGUAGACUUAGAUAGCAAUAAGAUAACGGCGCCAGGCGCUUUGGGCGAAGACAAUUUGCCACCUUUGCCAGAACCGGAGGGUACCAUCUUGAAGAAUCAUCUGAAGCAGGCAAUGCAACUGAUGGAUCAAGUUGGCUCUAGUGCGAUGGCCAGUAUGUCAGGCCCUCCAUUGCCCCCGCAAGACAUCUCGAUGCGUUUGUCUUUUCAGGCGCCCAUCAGAAGAGAAAGCGCAAUCUCCCAUCUUUCCAGUUUAAGUGUAGCUUCGACGAAGCACAGGCCGAGCGUCGAUCAGUGCUCACAUGUUCAGCACACUCCGUUGAAUUCACCUAGCAUGAGCUCAUCAUCGAGUCCACCUCGUCGGCCGUCGAUGUCACAGACGAUCGGUGGAUCCGGACCGGCCGGUCCGUAUCCGCCGAAGGUGACCGGACAGAGCCCGGCACCUUUCAAUCCCUUCAUCUACGGAAACGACGUGGAUUCAGUAGACAUUGCCACGCGGGUCGCUAUGGUGCGAUUCUUUAACUCGCAGAACCUGUUGGCCAACUUCACCGAGCACACUCGCACCCUGCGACUGUACCCCCGGCCAGUGGUGGCCUUCCAAAUCAAUUCGUUCCUUCGCUCGCGACCCAGGAAGAGCAGCUUUCUCAACAGAUUCGCGCGCACACAGGCGGUCGAGUUUUUGGCCGAAUGGUCCCUCACGCCAAGUAAUGUGGCCUUCCUCCGGGUGCAGACCGGGGUGUUCGAUCCAGCGCAAAUCGGCGACAAGCCGCGCUGGUACGCGACCAAUCUCGAGCCAAUUUACUUUCCCGUCUGGGACUCCGGUAGCUCGCUGGCGAACGCUCUGAAAGCGAUGAGAGAACACGAGACUCAGCCUACAGACGAAAGCGGCUCCGAUUCUGAGGGCGCCGAAAGCACCAGCUCCUCUUAUUCCUCCCUGAGCGAUUUUGUCUCUGAGAUGGCAUCGUCGGAUUUAUCGCCGGGGUACAAUUGCCCGCAAGUGAGUCAGCCCCAACAAAUGUCGCUCUCAGUGGAUCCGAAGAACGUUUACAAUCCACCAAGUUCUUUGCAAUAUCCCGGGGUGGAGGAAGAUUCACCAAUACGACCCGAGAGUCCGCCGAGCACGUCUUCUAGUCACAGCGAUCUCAGUAGCCCGAGCUUUAACAGGGACUCCGAGCUUGAGUUAAAUCCAAAAAUUCUCGAGGGUUCGCAGUCUACUAAUGAUAAAGAGGAGGGUGGUAGCUUUGAGUCAGACUCCGCGUCGACAAUAACACCGCGCACUAUCCUGAGUGCACAAAGUUCGGUAGGACAAUUCACAGGGAUAAGCAUGGGAUCUUUAGGCACUCAAUCUUCGCUCAACGAUACUGAACGUCCUACCACACCUCACAGGACCUCGCGUAUCAGUAGAUAUGUCACUCCUGUACCACCCACGGGACCGGGUCUACAGCGUCAGCCAAGCGUUGGCAACGUCCUGGCAAGAGCUUCCAGCUUCAACACUGCUGGUGGGCCUCUCUUGCCACGACAGAUAAGCGCAGUCAGCACCACCGAGCUUCAGCAUCACGAAGCGAUGCAGCUUCAACGUCAGGCAUCGGCAGGACCAACGAUCAUGCAGAAAUCUAGCAAUGAUAAUUUGGUGCAACGGCAGAACAGCGGUGGCAGCGGCAGUAGUACUACUACCGGAAACGGUGUUCUUCGACAGGGCUCGCAAGGUUCUCUGUUCGAGCAGAUUGCUAGUCAGGCGAAGGACUUAAUGCGCGAAACUAGACAGAGCAGUCAGGAUGGAUUACUUGCACAAAUGGACAAGCUGAAGCAGGCAAAAGAAAAAAUUACAGAGGCAAGCGAAGACAGUCUAUUCGCGCCAUUGGAGCAAUUGACGCAACAAACGAAGAAAGCGAUGGGUGAGGCCACCAAGUCGGUGCAAGAGGUAUCGAAAACCGCGCUGGAGGCGAGCAAAACCGCGGCGGGUGUUAGUAAAAAUACUCUGGACGAUCUGACUUACGUCGGCAAGAGCACAUUGGGAGAUCUGACAAAAAGUGCUAAAGAAGCCGCCGCAAAGAAAGGCUUGCUCAAGGGUCUUGGAGAAUCGCAACAAUCACCCACACAUUCGCCGCAAUCUCCCAAUACGCAGCAGCGGAAGGAUUCGGUCAGUAAUCAACUAGUCGCGUCUGAUUCUCGAAGUGGAGUUGGACGAGACUUUUUCAGCAAUAUUAGCAGCGAUCUGAACGGCUUCGCCGCACAGACCAGCAGCAUGUUCAGCGAUUUAUUCGGUAGUAAAAAUAAUUCCAAUCGAGGCAGUAGCUUCUUUCCACAAAAUCAGAAAUCGAAAGAGAAGACCAAUCCAAUUCUUGGACCAUUUCCUAAAGUUGUAGGAAAAACAGGAUUGGUAGAGCGUUCCUCGUUAAUAAAACAUUCUACACACAAAGUUAAUCAAGAAGACGCGCAGAGAAUGCAAAACGCAGAACGUUCCAACACAAAUAGCGACAAUCAAGCCUUUUUAAAUGAUGUGGUGACACAAGUGUUGGCUGGCGAAGGUGUUGGUUGGCUCAAAUUGAACAGAUUAAAGAAAUUAAUGGAGGAUGAAAAUUAUCGGGAUUUAGUUGUAACGAAGCUAAAUAAGGGUCUUAAUAGGAAGAUCAGUCCAAACGAUCACAUUGACGAUGUGGCCAUAUCAAAGCCCGUAUAUAAGGGAAUGUUAAAGUGCCUUCAAGCAGUAACGCACGGUCUCGCGCAUACGUAUAAUAAUUUCGGACUAGGCGGGAUGGCUUCUGUCUUCCAGCUGAUGGAAAUCGCUCACACACAUUACUGGAGUAAAGAUCUGUCCGAAGGUAGCGGCUUCGACAGCUCUCUGAUGUCGCAGGCGUCUAGCCCAUUCGGUAGCAGAGAAAAUCUAAAAUCCCCGCAAUCCCCGAAUCAACCUGACUUCAUGGAUCCUACGCAAAAAUCGGAACUACCGCAAGUGCAUUUGGACGUGCCACAGGCACCACCAGCGGGGGAUACAAGCCAAUCGACGACGGAUAUGUUCCUGGACAUGUUCACAAAGAAAGGGAAAUUUCUAAGCAAGCUCACUUCAUUCGACUCAGAGAGUGGGCGGGGUGGUGGAACGGGGAGCAGCGAAGCUUUAUCCACUGACGGAGGUAGCAUUAUCACUAAUCCUGCUUUUCGGCAAGCGCACCAAGCUUCCUUCCGAAGCACCGUGUCUGAUAGCGAGGUCGAGCAAGGCAAUUUUCCUCGACAGGGCAAGCAGCGUUCCGGCAGCGUCUGGUCCAGCAAGUCGUCUUUAAGCACCGGAUUUCGGUAUCACGGCGGAAGUUUGAUACCUACCACAACGUUACCAAGUCCGGAGACUGCGAGAACGUAUCUCUUUGAAGGUUUAGUGGGGAAGGACAGAUCGUCUCUGUGGGACGAAAUGCAAUUCUGGGAGGACGCCUUUUUGGAUGCCGUCUCGCAGGAACGCGACAUGAUGGGCAUGGAUCAAGGACCCGGAGAAAUGGUGGAGAGAUACAAGAGUUUGAGUGAAAGCGAAAGACGAAGGUUGGAACACGAGGAGGACAGACUGCUGUGCACUUUGCUGCACAAUCUCACCGCCGUACUGGUGAUGUUAAACGUUGAUAAGAACGAGCUGAAGCGGAAGGUACGCAGAUUGCUGGGCAAGAGUCACAUCGGCCUCAUCUACAGCCAGGAAUUGAAUCUACUUCUCGAUCAAAUAAACAAUCUCCACGGAAACGACAUCGACCUGAAGCCCUUAACAUCCCGGCAAAUGCAUCGGCAAUCGUUUACCGUACACUCGGGGGUCGACGCCGAGGGCGAUUUGCGCUUCCUCGAGGUUCGCCACGAUGGUCUCGUGCUGAGAUCGGUGAAUGGCGUAAUAGUCGAGCGAUGGUGGUAUGAGCGCGUAGUCAACAUGACCUAUAGUCCGAAGAAUAAGGUUCUAUGUUUAUGGAAGAAGAGUGGCGGCGAUACCAAGUUACACAAGUAUUAUACUAAGAAGUGUAAGGACGUGUACUACUGCAUUAAGGAUGCAAUGGAGAAGGCAGCAGCUCGCGGACGAGGCGUGAACGUGGCGAACGAGCUCGGCGGUGAGUUUCCGGUGCAGGAUAUGCGAACGGGUGAGGGCGGACUUCUGCAGGUCUGCAUGGAAGGCGUCGGUCUCCUCUUCGCGAAUAGCAAGUUUUUUGUAAGACUCGAUCAUAUCCGCAAGUGCUUUACUCAAAAGGAUGGAAUCUUUGUUUUGGAAGAAUUCAAUCCUAAAACUAGACAAGUAAUUCAACGUAAAUAUAAGUCACAAAUGGCGUCUGAUAUCUGCUAUGCUGUCCUCUGCGUAUUUUCUUACGUGGCGGCUGGUUCGGAGCAACGAAAACAACAGGGCCAGCAGCAACAGCAGCAACAACAACCGCAGUCACAAUCGCAACAACAGUAUACCCUGCAACCGCAUCAACAACGUCAGCACCAACAACAGUUGCAACAACAGCAGCAACAACAGCAGCAACAACAGCAGCAACAUCAGCAGCAAUAUCAGCAGCAACAUCAUCAGCAACAAAACUAUCAAAUUCGAUAUCCCUAUCAACAACACAGACAAGAGCAAUCACAAUCGAGCAAUGUAACACCGCAGGUGCACAAAAACACGCAGUUGGAUCCCUAUCCUCGUCAACACUGACACAGGCAACGACACUCGCUUCCCUUCGUUAGCAUCCACGAUAAGAAUAGUUGCGCCCCUUAUGCCUGUCUACCCUGGGUAUAAGAGUGUUAUCUCUUUUCCAAAGAGUAUUUUAUUUAAAGAUUCAUGAGAGCACAUAGGCAAGAUAAUAAUUUUGUUAUUUCU